Messenger RNA from Dreissena polymorpha, 2038 nucleotides. RefSeq names its product monoglyceride lipase-like. Bases 1 to 744 code for a protein of 247 amino acids. NCBI's taxonomy places the organism in Eukaryota, Metazoa, Mollusca, Bivalvia, Myida, Dreissenidae. Gene Ontology annotation, molecular function: lipase activity. Gene Ontology annotation, cellular component: membrane. The record is from RefSeq and is a predicted model, not a curated record. The transcript has 7 exons.
AUGGGCAUCGACUGGAAUCCACGUCUGGACGGCACCAAUCGUCCUCGUCGUCUUCGAGGGAACUUGUCGGCUUCACGCGUCGGCUCGUCGGUGGGCCAUGGGCAGAGUGAGGGAACGAGGGGGCUUGUCGGUGAUUUCAUGGAGUAUGUACAAGAUGUCAUCUACCACAUAGAACUUGUGAAAAAGAAGUUUCCACAGAAACCCGUCUUCCUUCUUGGCCAUUCAAUGGGUGGAGCAGUGUCGAUAUUAGCAGCCAUGUCCAAGCCGAACUACUUCAAAGGGGUGGUACUGAUUGGCCCUGCGAUAACACCAGACAAAGAUUCGGCAACAUGUUUCAAAGUUUUUGCUCUAAAAAUAGCUGCGCGGAUUUUCCCACAGCUGGUUGUUGCAAAAAUUGAUCCUCUAAAAAUAUCCCGGGAUGAGGCCUUUGUCAAACGUUAUAAGGAAGACCCGUUGGUGUUUUACGAGACUGUCAAAUGUGGGUGGGCUUUGGCAUAUCUCCAUGCGCUGGCACAGAUCACCUCAAGUUUCCAAGACAUGACAUGGCCUUUCAUAGUUAUUCACGGGUCAGAGGACACAAUAUGUGAAAUGGAGGGCUCACAACUCCUGUAUGAUAAGGCAGCCAGCAAAGACAAGCAGAUCAAAAUAUUUGAUGGGGCUUUCCAUCAAGUGCACAACGAUACCCCAGAAGUGAAAAAGGAAACGCAAAAGACAAUUUCACAGUGGAUAGCAGAGAGACUUUAGAGUUGCCCAUUGAAUUGCCAUAUCAAAAACCAAUCCGAGUUAGUGCUAUGAAAUACUUAUGUAUUUAUUUCCAUUUGUUUUGGUGAUUACAAAUAGCUGUCAUUUUAAUGGUUUUUAGAGCCCGUAUAAUAUUAACUAGUAUGCUCUGAUGGUUUACAAAGUACUAGCAGAUACAUGUAUACAUGUAUAUUGUUAAUCUCUUUUUUUGUUUGAUCAAGCUUUGUUUAUUAUAUACAUACAUUUUGAAUAUUUUAAUUGUAUGAUAUUGUUUUAUGAGAUUUUUACAAUGCUUUACAGUUGGUUUUGUAUAAUAAUGAAUUUAUGUCAACACUGACGAUUUUAUGAUAUUUUUAUGCUCCCCACCCACCCACAUAAUCAAAGAUUGUGUGGUAUAUUGGUUCACUUAUGCCUCUCGUUAUAAAAAUGCAUAUUGGUAAAAUAUUAAGGCCAAGUUUUAUAAUAGCUUACUGCAAAAUCACCUCAGGAAUUGUGGAGAUACGUUCCUUGAUAUAUCUACCAUUUACCUGUCUAUGCCUUAUAUUCUCUGAGACCAACAUUAAGGUUUAUAGCACAUUUCUAUAAUCAACCAAUUGGUGCGCGCUACUGUGAAAUAAUGGCCCUUGAAUUUUGUCUGCAGACAUUCAUCAAGCGUGAUCGCAAUGUUAAGAUUCCAAUAUCUUUGUCAAGUGGAUGCCAAAAACUUGCUGACUUACAUUUUUAUUUAUCUACAUUUAGCACUAAUAACAGUCUCCUCUGCCUAUGGCCAGUGAAUGUCAUGUCAUUAUAUCUCGAAAUAAAUAUUAACUCUAACGGAAGGCAAAUAUCUUUCAAAUAACAAUCAUUAUAUCAGAAGAAUCUUAUAUUGUUUAAUGAUGUUUUGUGACUGUCAAUACUAUACAAAUUUAUUAUAACUGCACCCAUAUAUGACCCACGUCAUGCGAAAAUGGGCCUAACGGAAUAUGCGUACACCGCACCUCAAGUUCGGCCUGCAUAUCUGCGAAGUCUGUUCAGAAGCCACAUUGUCCACUUAUGAGGCGACGAAAUAUAGCGAAAAGCGUAGCUCCUGACAAGAACGUGCAAUUCCGCAGGCUUAGCUGGAGCUACGCUAGUCGUAUAUAACAUAAGACCAUUUUACAUGACGCGGGUCAUAUAUCAUGUCUUAUAGUUGAGGCAAAUUAAGUGUGAACGGUGUUUAUUAUUUUUAAGCUAUUGGAGGUAUAUUGUAAGUUGAUGUUUUGUAUUGUAUGUUAUGUUACGCAAAAUAAAAUAAAAUAAACUUUUAUAAACUAGAAAA